Molecule: messenger RNA, 715 nt
Organism: Morone saxatilis (striped sea-bass)
Lineage: Eukaryota; Metazoa; Chordata; Actinopteri; Moronidae
Gene: nppcl
Exons: 3
Coding region: 142-537 (131 amino acids)
Biological process (GO): cGMP biosynthetic process; receptor guanylyl cyclase signaling pathway
Cellular component (GO): extracellular region
Molecular function (GO): hormone activity; hormone receptor binding
Source: RefSeq, a predicted model, not a curated record
AAGUGAGAGGUAGCCGAGAGACUGAGAAGGAGGGAGAUGAAGAGUCUGUGAGAGCAGAAGACACCCAGACCUCUGAGAGAAAACAACAGUGUAUUUUCAGUCCUCCUGCACCAGUUUUUCCUGUCCGUCAUCUCUGCUGCCAUGCUGUGUCCUGUGCUCCUUUGUGCCACUCUGCUCCUCCUGACACCCCUGGAGAUCACAGAGGCUCGCGCUCUGCACCCUUCUCCCGAUGCUGUGCAGUUUAUGGAGCAGUUUCUGGAACGAUACAAUGACCUUUUGACCCUGGACGACCUGGAGAACCUGUUGAACACCCAACCGGAGGAGCAGUCCACCUUCUCCUCGGGGGUCAAAGCAGCCGAGUACCCCAAAUGGGCCGACACACAGACGCAAGCCGAGACCCCCUGGCUGCGCCUGCUGAAGGGGGCUCUGGCCAACCAGAAGCGUGCAGAACCAGACAGGUCACGGAGGGGAUGGAACCGAGGAUGCUUUGGGCUGAAACUGGAUCGGAUCGGGUCUAUGAGCGGAUUGGGCUGUUAGUGGAGAGAAAGUAAAGACUGAUGACAUCCUUCUUAGAGUAUAUUAAGGAAAAACACACAUGCAGAGACAUGCAGUGAAGGAUGUUUACAUGCGUGUAGACUACAUGUAGUAUGGUGUAAACUCGCAGCAUUGCUAAUGUGGUUUCAUCCAGCGUAGGCACUCUACCAUAGAUCAGACG